This is a messenger RNA of Mercenaria mercenaria, 7774 nucleotides long. Its product is annotated as DNA damage-binding protein 2-like. Gene Ontology annotation, cellular component: Cul4-RING E3 ubiquitin ligase complex; nucleus. The coding region runs from base 292 to 2100 and encodes 602 amino acids. Gene Ontology annotation, biological process: DNA repair; response to UV. Gene Ontology annotation, molecular function: damaged DNA binding; protein binding. The transcript is spliced from 10 exons. The record is from RefSeq and is a predicted model, not a curated record. Lineage: Eukaryota; Metazoa; Mollusca; Bivalvia; Venerida; Veneridae.
UUGACAGGUCAAGGUCGAUAAAACUGGAUGAAAAUUUCGAAUUCAAACUAUUUUUGUAGAUAUCAAUAUUUGAUGAAUGAGUAUCAUGUUUUCAGCAAUAUCUAUAAGACUAUAAUCACAAUACUAUAAAUUGAUCUUCAUAGGUUUUAAAGACGGAAAUUUCUUGUUUAAUUAUAAUUUUGACAGCUUCGAAUCUAACGCUUACAUCCCGUCAUGCAAUGUAAUUCCCGCGGUAAAUUAUUUACAUAAUGUAAUAUUUUUUACACUUCUGACAUAAAAGAUUGUGGGAGAAUGGUUGGUAAGAGACAGCUCCGCAGCAGGUCCAGUGGACAGAAGUCAACAGAAAAUGAAAACUCUGGUUCUUUGGCAAAGAAAGCAAAAACACUGAGUUCUGGGAAAACAACAAAGAAAAAAUGUGGCAUAGAAGAAAAGCAAUGUGAAUUGGAGACUUUUGAGAAAACCCCUCUCACUGCUGUUGAUAAAAACAAAAUAUUUCUUAGAACAGAAAGAAGUCUGUCUACUGAAGCAAGAAGAGAAAGUAGUUGCGAUAAAACUAGUGACUGUCUUGACAGAGAAAUAGAAACUAAUGUACUAACGUCUCCAGCAAAGACAGACCAAGCUGAAACUACUCCAGUUAAAGCAACGGUGGAAAUUCUUAGCCAUGUGGAAGCAAGAACAUCACAUUCUAAUGCAGAAGACUCCUUUCUGAAAGACUUAAUGAAGUGUGGAUUAAAGGAAAGACAAUCUCAGCCAAAAAUAAGACCGUUCAAGCCUGUAGCAGAAACCAGUCAAAAUAUGAUGCAUGUUUUUCAGCAGUUCAGUUAUGGAAUGAAAUGUAGAGUGCAAAUACAGGAGGCAGUAAAGAGCCCAGUGAUAAACCUGAACAAGGACUUUGAACUCUACAGAACAGCAAGUCCAUUUGAUCGGAGAGUAACCGCAAUGGAAUGGCACCCGACAAAACCGAGCAUUCUAGCUGUAGGGUCGAAAGGUGGAGACAUUAUUCUGUGGGACACAGACAAUGUGCACAAGGAUAAGUUUGUACAUGGGAUUGGAGCAGCAGGCUCAUGUCAAGCUAUGAAGUUUUGGCCAUGGGACACAGACAAGAUGGUGAGUGCAUCUAUCAAUGGAACAGUCACUCUUCAUGAUUUUGAAACCAAACAAGGCACUGUGCUUGCUGAUACCAUGGAUUCUUACGACCAUUGGUACUGCAGUCUGGAUGUCAACCCAAGUAGAUACCUUGUUGUUGCAGGAAGAAAUGGUGGAAUUUUGCAUAUGAUGUCUACAGAAGGCAGAAAGGUGUUUGAAUACCAUCUUCACAAGAAUAAGAUUACACAUGUGGAGUUUUCUCCCCGUGAAGAAUGGUUACUGUGUACAGCAUCUACAGACCAGACUGUUCAGAUGUGGGACGUUAGAUAUAUGAAGGACAGGAAAAGUGCUCUCCAUAUACUACGUCAUGAUAAACCUGCCAAUUCAGCAUAUUUCAGUCACACGGAUGGUUGUCGACUGCUCACCACUGACCAAAACAAGGAAAUCCGUGUAUAUAGAGCCCCAUUCUGGCACCUGGAGACAACAAUAGAACACCCACAUAGAUUCUUCCAACAUAUCAGCCCUUUCAAGGCUACCUGGCAUCCUCUGCAGGACUUGAUAGUUUGUGGACGGUACCCUGAUAAGAAGGUUGAAGGCAGCACAGGCUUUGAGUUACGUACUUUAGACAUUCUUGAUGCAGACACUGGUAGAAUUGUUUCUCAGCUGUAUAGUCAAGGAACAGAUGGGUUAUGUCCAUUGAACAAGUUUAACAAUCAAGGGGAUGCUCUGGCUUCAGGAAUGGGAUUUCAUAUUUUGUUAUGGAACAGAAAGCAGGAAGUUGCCAGGAAACAAUCAUUACUUACUGAAGCUAUGAUAAAUACCACUUAUUAUCCUGGGUCACAGAACUUAGCCUCAGGGUCAGCAGGGUCAAAUCAAAGGUCAAGGCAGCGUCCAAGGCAACAGAAGAAGAAAACUGACGAGGAUGUAGACGAUUUGAAAAAGAAAAUGAAAACAAAAACUAAAGAAAAAGUAGAAAAUGUGAAAGAGAAGAAAAAGUCCAAGAAAGAGAAGUGAAGCUAAACAAAGAAGCUAUUUAAGUGUUAGGAGUAAAGAGAAGAGAAUGUGUACAUGUGUUUCAUGUAUGUGGCUAAAAUUGCACAAAUUAAAGGCAAGAGUUCUGUCUCCGGAAUGUGUUUGUAUACACAGACUACUCGGAAUGUGAAGCGAAUUUAACCAGUAUUAAGGAUUUGUACUGGAUAGUGGAUGGAAAAAAGGAUAUAGCUGAACAGAGAGAGAAAAACAUUGAUUGAUGGUGGUGUAGAAUGUUGGCGAGUGAUGACAUUGGAAGCUCAGGGAGUUUGUACAGUAUAUCAUGUACAACACUAUAUCAUGUACAACACUAUAAUCAUGUACAACACUUAGUCUAUAUCAUGUACAUUUUUUAUAACAUAGUUGUUAGUAGUAUGUAUGGUCAUGCAAACUGUUAUGACAGACCAUCUAUAGUUAAGUGAUGUGGGAGAACUAAUUAGAAAAAAAAAGAGCUGAUUUGAAUCUUUCACAGAUAUUCACCCAGCUUGGCACCAGAUGCCUGUCAUUACUUUGUACAUGGUAUUGCUCAACCCUGCAAUGGGUAAACAUUGAUAAUACUUAAAAAAUGUGUUGUCAACUAUGUUAACAAAUUUAAGAUCUCGACUAUUUAGGAAAGGUGCAAAAAAUGUUACUGCAAGUGGGAAAAGUGGAACAAACACUCAGCACAGGAUAGUUUUAACGUUUGUUUACUGAAAAUAACCAACGUUUCGACUCUCACGAGUCUUCUUCAGGGUAACAAUAUCAGGGUACCAAUGUUGUAAAUUAUUUAUAAUGUGCUGAGUACUUAAUACUUACUAUUUUCAUACAUCUGUCUGCUCUAUAUCUUUUUAACCCAUUGGGAGGAUUUUAGAUAAUUUGAGCCGUUCCAUGAGAAAACCAACAUAGUGUGUUUGCGACCAACAUGGAUCCAGACCAGCCUGCUUAUCCGCGCAGUCUGGUCAGGCUCCAUGCUGUUCGCUAACAGUUUCUCCAGUUUCAAUAGGCUUUAAAAGCGAACAGCAUGGAUCCUGACCAGACUGCGCGGAUGCGCAGGCUGGUCUGGAUCCAUGCUGGUCGCAAACUCACUAUGUUGGUUUUCUCAUGGCACGGCUCAUUUUGCAGGUGUUAGACAUAAAGAGACAGCAUGCAGGAUAUAAGUUUCAGUUAAGUAUGUGUUAAGGUCAAUAGGCAUUAUUUCAUUUCCACUUUGUACCUUUUUACCCCUAUGAAAGAUUUUCAAGUAACUUAUUGUUAAUGUUUGCGAUUAUUAGACAAGGUGCAGAGCACAAUGCAUAGUCAUCAUUUGAGCCACACCAUGAGAAAACCAACAUAGUGCAGUCUGGUCAGGAUCCAUGUUGUUCGCUAAUGGUUUCUCUAAUUGUAAUAGGCUUUGAAAGCAAACAGCAUGGAUUCUGACCAGACUGCGUGGAUGCGCAGGCUGGUCUGGAUCCAUGCUGGUCGCAAAUGUAUUAUGAUAGUUUUCUCAUGGUGUGGCUCAUUUCUUAGCAAGGUAAACCUCCUACUGAGAGAUUAAACCUCGGAUAGGCAGUAAGUAAUGUAAUGGCUACUCUAUACAUUUUCAUCUGGUACAGAACACCAAAUGUUUUUCAUAAGAACUUUGUACGUAGACAUGUUUUCAAGGCUGAGGUUAAAUGUCAAAAAGGCAGCAUUUUGUGUCCACUCUGUACUUGGUUAUACCUUUAUAAGUUAUGUAUAAUUAGACAGUAUUGUGUUAUUAUGCCACUACAUCUCUGUGAGCUAUUGCCAGGAGCAAGGUAUAUCAUUGCACCCAUAUUAAUCAAAUAAAGCAAUAUAGGGGUUGCAUUAGAAAAAUCUAGUUGGACUGUCAGUUGUGUCAAAUAAUUAGAAACUUUGCUGUUACAUUUUUUCGUUAGUUAACAGCGAUGCCUUGUACCAGAUUGUAGUUCUGUCUAGAAUUGACAAGCAGUAAACUCACUGGAUGGGUGAGGGUUAGAAUUUGUCUUAAGGUUUUAAGGCUUUUUUUUAGCUCACCUGUCACAAAGUGACAAGGUGAGCUUUUGUGAUCGCGCAAGGUGUCCGUAAUCCUUCCGUGCGUCCGUAAACUUUUGCUUGUGACCACUCUAGAGGUCACAUUUUUCAUGGGAUCUUUAUGAAAGUUGGUCAGAAUGUUCAUCUUGAUGAUAUCUAGGUCAGGUUCGAAACUGGGUCACGUGCCAUCAAAAACUAGGUCAGUAGGUCUAAAAAUAGAAAAACCUUGUGACCUCUCUAAGGGCCAUAUAUUUCACAAGAUCUUCAUGAAAAUUGGUCAGAAUGUUCACCUUGAUGAUAUCUAGGUCAAGUUCGAAACUGGGUCACGUGGGGUCAAAAACUAGGCAGUAGGUCUAAAAAUAGAAAAACCUUGUGACCUCUCUAGAGGCCAUAUUUUUCAUGAGAUCUUCAUGAAUAUUGGUCAGAAUGUUUAUCUUGAUGAUAUCUAGAUCAUGUUCGAAACUGGGUCACGUAGGGUCAAAAAGUAGGUCAUUAGGUCUAAAAAUAGAAAAACUUUGUGACCUCUCUAGAGGCCAUAUUUCUCAAUGCAUCUUCAUGAAAAUUGGUCAGAAUGUUCAUCUUGAUGAUAUCUAGGUCAAGUUCGAAACUGGGUCACGUGGGGUUAAAAACUAGGUCAGUAGAUCUAAAAAUAGAAAAACCUUGUGACCUCUCUAGAGGCCAUAUUUUUCAUGAGAUCUUCAUGAAUAUUGGUCAGAAUGUUCACCUUGAUGAUAUCUAGGUCAAGUUCGAAACUGGGUCAUGUGGGAUCAAAAACUAGGUCAGUAGAUCUUAAAAUACAAAAACCUUGUGACCUCUCUAGUGGCCAUAUUUCUCAAUGGAUCUUCAUGAAAAUUAGUCAGAAUGUUCACCUUGAUGAUAUCUAGGUCAAGUUCGAAACUGGGUCAUGUGCGGUCAAAAACUAGGUCAUUAGGUCUAAAAAUAGGAAAACCUUGUGACCUCUCUAGAGGCCAUAUUUUUCAAUGGAUCUUCAUGAAAAUUGGUCAGAAUGUUAACCUUGAAGAUAUCUAGGUCAAGUUCGAAACUGGGUCAGGUGGGGUUAAAAACUAGGUCAGUAGAUCUAAAAAUAGAAAAACCUUGUGACCUCUCUAGAGGCCAUAUUUUUCAUGAGAUCUUCAUGAAUAUUGGUCAGAAUGUUCAUCUUGAUGAUAUCUAAGUCAGAUUCGAAACUGGGUCACGUGGGGUCAAAAACUAGGUCAGUAGGUCUGAAAAUAGAAAAAACCUUGUGACCUCUCUAGAGGCCAUAUUUCUCAAUGGAUCUUCAUGAAAAUUGGUGAGAAUGUUCAGCUUGAUGAUAUCUAGGUCAGGUUCGUAACUAGGUCAUGUGCGGUCAAAAAUAAAGUCAGUAGGUCGAAAAAUAGAAAAACCUUGUGACCUCUCUAGACGCCAUAUUUUUCACGAGAUCUUCAUGAAAAUUGGUGAGAAUGUUCACCUUGAUGAUAUCUAGGUCAAGUUUAAAAGUGGGUCACGUGCCUUCAAAAACUAGGUCAUUAGGUCAAAUAAUAGAAAAACCUUGUGACCUCUCUAGAGGCCAUAUUUUUCAAUGAAUCUUCAUGAAAAUUGGUCAGAAUUUUUUAUCUUGAUGAUAUCUAGGUCACAUGUGCUCAAAAACUAGGUCACUAUGUCAAAUAAUAGAAAUAACGAUGUCAUACUCAGUUGAACACUGGGUCAUGUGGAGAUAGGUGAGCGAUUCAGGACCAUCAUGGUCCUCUUGUUUUUUAACUAUUUGCUAGAGUAUUCUUGAAAAUGGAGAGGAAGGAAUUCAUUUGUCAUCACUGUUAAGACAUAUUGUUUUUUCCAGUCCGUCCGUCCGUCCCACUUGAUUUCCGAGCAAUAACUGGAGAACCAUUUGACCUAGAACGUUCUAACUUCAUAGGUUGGUAGGGCUUAUGGAGGAGACGACCCCUAUUGUUUUUGGGUCACAAGGUCAAGGUCACAGGGGCCUGAACAUGGAAUACCAUUUCCGAUCAAUAACUCGAGAUCAACUUCACCCAGAAUGUUGAAACUUCAUAGGAUGAUUGGUCAUGCAAAAUAGAUGACCCCUAUUGAUUUUUGGGUAAGUCUAUUAAAGGUCAAGGUCACAGGGGCAUGAAGAUGGAAAACCAUUUUCGUCCGUACGUCACACUUCAUUUCCGAGCAAUAACUGGAGAACCAUUUGACCUAGAACCUUUAAACUUCAUAGGUUGGUAGGGCUUAUGGAGGAGACGAUCCCUAUUGUUUUUGGGGUCACUCCAUCAAAGGUCAAGGUCACAGGGGCCUGAACAUGGAAAACCAUUUCCGAUCAAUAACUCGAGAACAACUUGACCCAGAAUGUUGAAAUUUCAUAGGAUGAUUGGUCAUGCAAAGUAGGUGACCCCUAUUGAUUUUGGGAUCACUCCGUCAAAGGUCAAGGUCACAGGGGCCUGAACAUGGAAAACCAUUUCCGAUCAAUAACUUGAGAACCACUUGACCCAGAAUGUUGAAACUUCAUAGGAUGAUUGGUCAUGCAGAGUAGAUGACCCCUAUUGAUUUUGUGGUCACUCUGUUGAAGGUCAAGGUCACAGGGGCCUGAACAUUGAAAACCAUUUCUGAUCAGUAACUUGAGAACCUCUUGACCCAGAAUGUAGAAACCUCAUAGGAUGAUUGAACAUGCAGGAGCAUGAGUAGAUGACCCCUAUUGAUUUUGGGGUCACUCUGUUAAAGGUCAAGGUCACAGGAGCCUGAAAAUGGAAAACAGUUUCCGAUCAAUAACUUGAGAACCACUUGACCCAGAAUGUAGAAACUUCAUAGGAUGAUUGAACAUGCAGAGUAGAUGACCCCUAUUGAGUUUUGGGUCAGUCUAUUAAAGGUCAAGGUCACAGGGGCCUGGUCAUGUAAAAUCAUUUCCGGAAAAUAACUUGAGAACCACUUGACCUAGAAUGUUGAAACUUAAUAGGAUGAUUGGACAUGCAGGGUAGAUGACCCCUAUUUAUUUUGGGGUCACUUGAUCAAAGGUCAAGGUCACAGGAGCCUGAACAGUGACUUGAGAACCACUAGGUCAAGAGUGUUGAAACUUAGCGGGAUGACUGGACAUGCCAAGUAGAUGAUCCCUAUUGCAGCCAACCAUCAGUGUCUCUUUGACUUUCGCUCCUGACCCCUAUUGACUUCUUGCCUAUAGGACUUUGCAUUGGGGGAGACAUGCGCUUUUUUACAAAAGCAAUUUCUCAUGCAUCAAAAGGCACAAAUUGACGAUUUUAGAUUAAAAAGCUAGAAGUGGUAUGUAGUAAAGGUAUUGGCAAUUAAAUAUACUAAUAAUAAAACUUGAAUGCUAAUUUUAGAGUAAACUUAAGUCUCUUUAAAAUGUACUUUAUCAGUGAUUCGUUCUUGAGGAAAUAGAGUGAUUAGGGAGGCAUAAAAAGUAGGGGGUUUGGGCGGGGGGAGGGGAUCAUAAAUCUGGCAAUUUAGUUAUUAUGGCCUUGCGGUAUUUGAGUAUAAUUUACAGUGUUUUUGAUAAUGAGGGUAUUUUACAAGUUAUCGUGUUUUAACAGAUAGAUUUUAAGGCUGAACAGUUCACUGCCAUUGCUAUUGAUGUGUUCAUUAAAAUUGAAUUUGUAUCUUGUUGAUCCAAGAAUUUCAUAUAUUUUAUUACCAUGAUUAUAUUUUUACACAGUUUGAAUAAAAGUAGAACAAGAAA